CAGCGCGUGGGUGCUCGAGGGUUUGACGCGAGGGAUCGCGAGGAGAGCGGAGCAUGGGUGGGGUCCGGACUCCGGAGAACAAAUCGCUGCCUCGCGAGUCCGCCAGCGGCCGUCGUGAACGUCCGGAACGUCGUGCCUUUUACGCAUGGUGCGUACGCGACGUAGCAAUGGCCGUCUCGUCGCCUCGCGCCCAGAGGAGGAUGGCUGUUUCGAGGUCACUCGGGCCUCCUUCCCGCCGCUCUCGUCGCUGAGAGAGCUGGCGAAUCAGUGAAACUGGAGCAGCGAGAAACGUCGCGCGUAACCAGUGGACGGGCUGUCGCGCGCGACAGUCGAGCUGUCAAGACCGUCCGAGAGAGAGGGAGGGGGAGAGAGGGGUCGGAGAGAGAGAGAGAGAGGGACGAGAAGACGAGGAGCUAGGAACUGCUGCGCGAUUGCGUCGCUAUCGUGUUUAUCGGCAGGCUGGACGACGUAUACUGACCUCACUUAUUGUGCUGCGCUCGCAGCUGCAACGUCGCCGAGUCUCCGAUGAUUGUGUAUCCGAUAUCUGAGCUGACUCAUCAUUCGCGGCUUGGACCGGACCGAGGAGAGAAAUCGCGUAUUUCGACAUCGGAGGUUAGCGCCCAACAAGGUAUUUUAACUUUAAAGAGCCUUGCUGGUAUUCAUAAUGGAGAAAAAGGGGCUGCGCAAGAGAGAUAUAUUGAGAAUGGAUGGUCUUCUGCCACCAACAAGACGCUUGCCAGUUUGUGACGCAGUAUCUGGUGCAUCGGACAAGAAAAAGGAGAAGAAAUGGUCGAUAGGUGGUAUCCUGCGUCGAAUAUCCUCAAUAAGGGAUUACGAUAGUUCCUCUAAUGAUGAAGAAAUUGUAUAUUGCAACAGAACACCGAGAAAGCUCACCAAGCUCAACAGACAACCCGAUGGUGUUGUUCUUCAUUCGAUAGAGGAUAAUGUAAAACAGAAGAUGACAGCCGAAAGUAACGUUCGCCCCUCGACGGAUCCGCAUCGGGAUUCGUUGCAUUCGCGUAGUAGCGAUGGUUCGUUGGACGGUUUAGGAAAAAAGACUCGAAGGAACAAACUGAAAGCUCGAGCGGAAGCAAAGAGGGAUUAUCUGUGCGUCGAGAGCAGUUCCGACGAGGAUUGUCGCAGAUCCAACAAUUCGUUGAACAGGAUUUACGACGCAGACGGCGCGCAAAAUGGCCAGAGGAGCAUUAUCUGCAAUAGAAAGACGCGCGCUGCUCGAACGGAGCGUUACAUCAAGCGCUUAUCUCGGGACGAAGGUAACGGCACUUGUGAUAGCUUGAGCGACUCAUAUAACAAGAAGUGUUCCUUGGAACGUACCGAAGAUAAGCAACGCGCUCUUUACGCAGACGUCAACGGAUUGUGUCGGCCACCUGCACAUCCGCGUCGAUUCGGUGCGUUCCCAAAUUCGAGUCGGGCGUUACCGGUCCAGAGAUCCUCCGUGGAGACUUUCCGGGAUCCGCAGCACGCAGGUUUGCCCAACCCGAAUGAAGCUUUCAACGAUUACAGAAGAUAUUCUACCGGACAAUACGUCACGGACUUGAAUCAGAAUAACGCUUACGGAAAGAUUUCGCGGCAAAUCAGCGGAGACGCGGACAAUCGAGCUGGAAACUUCUUUACAUAUCCCACGAAGAACGCGUACCAUUACUCGGAAUCGUUCGAUUAUGUUAUCGACCAUCGAUCGAUUGAUCCGGACAGCCAACCGCCUGUGCCACCGCCAAGAGAUCCCCGAUACCGCGUAUUCAAUUAUGGAUACAGUUCCUAUCCGAUCAAUAGACAUCAGCAUGUGCCAAAUUCCUUGAAGCAAGAGGAUCGCAAGACUCAUACCGUGAGAGACAUAUCGAGACCUGAUUGGAGAAACUUGGGUAACUAUGGAUCAAACAACGAGCUCGCUUGGCGCGAUAAAGUGGAGGUGGAAAAUUUGCCAAAUCCUAGAGCAGAGUUUCGAAAUUCGCUGGAGUGCAUAAACAAUAAAUAUAACUGCAGUCGUCAUCGCGCGAAUGAGUCGACUUACGAGGAAAGCGAAGCGAUGAGAUGUCGACGCAGAAACACUCGCAAUGAUCAACUCAAUUGCAUCGACGCAAAUUAUGGCGCGUACAAGGCCAAGAAUAAAUCAGCGAACAUCUGCGAAUCGAAUAAAUACGAGACGAUUUCGUCGCACGCGUCUGUUGCAUCGUCCGACUGGUCGUCUGGAAGAUCUCCUUGUAACGUCGAUAAUCAUGCCGAAAGCAACCAAAUAAAAGACAAUAUAAGAACGACACCGACCGAGGAAGACCUGGAGAAUAGACGAAGAAGCUCGAGGAACCUCGAGGAAGCUUUAUCCGAGCUGGAAGCGAUAUACAACAGUCUUCGUCUCGGCGACGAAGACCUGCUGGAUCGCGCGGAACGUCGAAGUAUGGAAGAGUUCAGUCUCAAGCAAGCUAAAAACGAGCUGGACGCCGGGAUCGUGAUUACUCCGGACUCGCCGGAUAGAACGAAGGAUGACAUGGCCUAUCGAAGGAUGCAUCCCAAGGAGAGGCCCACGUCUCUGUCGGACAUCGCGGGACAAUCGACCUUGUCCAACAUCAGCUACCUCAUCGCCUCGCCCGUUCUUUCGCGACGAGAUUCGGCGAACGAUCUCGCGCGUCUACCGUCGACCUAUCCGUCUCGUCGAGACGAACCGGAUGUGAUGCGCGACGACGUGGUCUUCCGCAGCAUAAAUCACGCCAACAACACUCUUAGAAUAGUCGAUCCGCAACCGCCGUUCGGUAUACCGCUCGGACCGGUUGCAACAGCGACCGAGAGCGAUUACUUGCACACGACACCGACGAAACCGGAACAACCACGCUCGCCAUACAUACCGCAAUGCGAGCCCGAUGUGGUCACGGAUGACUUGGCUUACAGAGCGCUCAGGAAAGACGCUGGCGCGACGCGGAACGUCGUUGGAGAGAACCGAAUCGACGUCUCGAGAGAGCAGCCGCGAGUUGGCCUAAAGAAGAAACGCGCCGUCAGGUCCUUGUCGGCCAAUCUGUACGGAUUGAUCAACCAGGAUCGAAUUCACUUGCGACGCGAACCCAGUCUCGACACCAUCAAGGACGAAAUACACGUUGCAGCGAACAACUUGGCCUCGAUGACCGAGCGACCGGAAUAUCUCAGGCGCGUUGUAAGCGAUGGCGAGCUAUCCGAUAACGACGCAGCGCGUAGGCGAAGGGAACCAGCGGCGAUUACAGGCGAGACCGACAUUAACGGUAAUCAUCCGGCAGCGAACGCGUACCGGAAGAAGCCACGUAUCUCACCGCAGCCAAGUCCCAAGAAGGAGAAGGAGCCAAAUAUCGCGGAGCUGUCAGAUGCCAUGCUGUCUUCGACGAAUAUCUUGGACGAUAAAUUUUGGCACGAGUACUUAGGCUCGGAUUCUAACGUCUCGAUGCCCGAGAGUAGUCGCAGCACGGAAACGGUGUUCACCGCAUACAGCCGCCUCUGCCAAGAUCUGGUCAACUUGAUAAAAAGCGACGAUGGCGACUCGUUGCCACUGAUCGAGUCGUCGAAGCCAACCGAUAAACCGAACGACUUGGACGUGAAACUCGGGGUCGAUGAACCUUCAAUGAGCGUUCCUGUACGUUCUCUAAGUAGUCAUUGCCCAGAACGCGAUGCGCGUGCCAACGACAAGCAGAGUCCGACCGCAUUCCCGGUUGCGAAUUCCCCGAGGCCCGCGUCGGAAACGACGCCAGCAGCCAGCAACCUUGAUUUCUAUCUUUGUGCGGUGGACGAGAAUGUUGAGCUAAUUGCGGCGGAGGCUUUCGACAGUUCGACCGACCGCCUACGCGACAGUCGCCUGUCCGCUCGCGACAAUUCCUGGACGUCACGCAGCUCCGAGGUCGAGAACCAAAGCGCUAGCACGCGUAGCUCUACCCUAUACAGCCAGGACGACCAAGGAAGCGACGACCGGCUCCUCGGAUCCUCCAGACUCGAGGAUGCUACUCGGGUACCUUCGAAACGCAAUUCAUCGACCAGCAACGACGGGGACCAAGACGCUUCUGGCCACUUGGAGAACAUUUCCACUGCCGACGCGGAGUUCUCCAAGGCCGUUCGCGACCUGGAACUAGCCGCGGCCAGUCUGUGCGAGCACGAACGGGAGAUCGAGGAUCUGGGAAGGAAGACCGACGACGAUGUCGCGGCAUCCAUCACGGACGAGGACGCUCCGAUGCGUAAGAUAAGUCUGAUCGCCGAUGCCCUGAGGCAGGAGCGGGAACGCGAUCAGGAGGAGAUGACCGUGGUACCGCCUAGCGGAAUCGAGACGACGCGUGGCGAUGCUCGAGACGAAGGUGAGCGCACAAGGUGCGAGCUUGACGGCGCGUUUCCCGAUGCCACGUGUGUUGUCUCCCGUGUCACUAACAUCAUAACCGUCACGGUAACGACGUGCUCCAUGUUCCUGCUCGCUUGUCUCCUCGCAUUGCUUUUAGCGAUCGUAGCGGCAUUGUCAAGGCGCAAUCAGUCUCUGUGAGUCAUGCGUGUGUGUGAUCCGUGACGCGCUGGACGCGGAGCGUCAUCGACUGUAAUGUAUAUCAUAACGUGUACUAUAAUCCUGUGUUUAUCUGCAAAACCCAGGUAGAACAUGAGACUCAUAAGGACGCCAUUAUGACGUCAUCAUGAUUUUAUUUAUCCCUUAAAAGUUACCUAAAAAUGAUUAAAAAAUGAGUUAAAGAUGACAAAAAGAAUCAAAAAUUU
Messenger RNA from Camponotus floridanus (Florida carpenter ant), 4719 nucleotides. RefSeq lists its product as uncharacterized. The record is from RefSeq and is a predicted model, not a curated record. The coding region runs from base 665 to 4495 and encodes 1276 amino acids. The transcript has 2 exons. NCBI's taxonomy places the organism in Eukaryota, Metazoa, Arthropoda, Insecta, Hymenoptera, Formicidae.